AUGGCCUCCGCCGUCGUGCAGCGCCCCCGCCAGCCAGCGCGCUCCAUCCAGUCCUCGUCCUCAUCCGUAGGCGCGGACAAGCCUGUGGCGACCAAACCUGUCUCCAAGCCCAUCUCCCUUUCCAAACGGCUGCUCUUCCCACACCUACCUGCCGACGCUGACCUCCCGUCGCUCCUCGCAUCUCCCGCCGCCCAGCCGGCACUCAAUGCUGAGCUCUACGACUUCAUUUCAUUGGCUCUGCGCGCAUUUGUGAACCCAUGGUGGACGAAGAUCACGCGCUAUGACAAGGAGUUCCUCCCUGCAAUCACCCGAGUCCUCACCACCGUACUUCGCGCUCUCGAAACACGUCUGCUCGCGACAGAUCUCUCGCCGCUUGUCUUCCGCGACCUCCCAACUCUUUCCACACAACAUUAUAUUGACUUCCGCAAUGCCAAAGCCAAGCUACAUACCUCCUACGCCUCUGGUGGUGCUGCUACUCUCCCGCAGUUGUUUCACCAGCUACAGCCACACAUGGCGAUAUCUGCCGACGGUCGCAUAGACGACGUGUACAUCCGCCAGGCUGUUGAUCACAUCUUGAAAGCAUGUCUGCCGCCAGAAGACUACGAGUCGGAGCCAGAGCGAUACAUUGUGCGGGAGAUCAUUCUGAGCGUGCUCCUGCGGAAUGUCAUACCGCGCAUCACGCAGCCUUGGUUCAUACAUAAGCUGAUUCUAGACAAUCUUGGACCAGAGCAGGAGAUAUUGAAGUCAACGCAGGCUGUUGGCAGCACAAAGACGACAUCAACCGCACCCUCUGACAGUCCUACACCUGCGCGGACUACACUUUCUCUGCAGUCCCUUGCCAUCUUCUUCCUCUCUGCUAUCCAGUCCAUUUCAGGCUCAUGUCUGCUCCUUAUCCAUGCCUAUCGACAAGCGAGGGAUACGAUCAAGAAGGUGAACCAGAGCACUUCCAAAGGCUCCCAACAGCCCGCUGCUACAGUCGAAUCUACACCGCAACGUGCAACAGGUGAGGAAUUCAAAGCAGCGGCGCCCAGUGCGCCGUCCCCCUCGCCUCCCACUGUUCCCGCUGGGUCCUCGUCCACCUCCCUUGCUCUCGCGCUUGCACAUACGCUCUCCCUCCCGCUCACCUUCCUUGAGCCCUUCAUCUCCCGCCUCCUCCCGUACCUCCUCUACACACACGCGCUCUCCGCGCCGCGCCUGGCCGACAUCGUACGCUCCGCACGGCACGCGCUCUUCCCCGAGGGCUGGCCGGGGCAUGCGCCGCCGGAUCCGACGCCCGAGGAGCAGGCCGUGAUGCGCGAGGAGCUCGGGCGGCGGCUGCUUGCAAGGGCGCCUGCUCCCCUUGCCCUGUUGCUCGGCCCGACACCAGACGCACGCACGCAUACAAUCGACGGUAUUCUCGAUCCACUCUCAUCCCAAGCGUGCAAUGCACACCUCGUGCUAUUUAUACUUGACCUGAUUCUCUCUACUGUCUUCCCAGAAUUGGGCGUCAGCGAAACUGUCGCUGCCAUGCAUUGUGCGGAGGGUGGUAUCAGCGGAAGUACAUAG
Messenger RNA from Postia placenta MAD-698-R-SB12, 1545 nucleotides. RefSeq lists its product as hypothetical. Gene Ontology annotation, molecular function: phosphatidylinositol binding. Bases 1 to 1545 code for a protein of 514 amino acids. Gene Ontology annotation, cellular component: intracellular membrane-bounded organelle. The record is from RefSeq and is a predicted model, not a curated record. NCBI's taxonomy places the organism in Eukaryota, Fungi, Basidiomycota, Agaricomycetes, Polyporales, Adustoporiaceae. The transcript is spliced from 4 exons.